AAAGGAAACACCAGCCUGGGCACGAAGCCAGACCAUAAUGUAGUACCAAGGAGAAGCGUGUGUGUGUGUGUGUGUGUGUGGAGAAAUGUACCAAGCAAGACAAAAACAUUGCUGGCUGCUUCUUAAUAAGCCUCGUUCAGAGCCGGCUUUUUAAUUGCUCGCCGGCCGCUGACAGCCCUCAAAACGAUGCAGGGCUGCAACACCAUCUCCAGAUUCCGGCUGUAUUGUGAAACUGCUGAGAGGGACACCAUCUUUGCCUUGUCUUCUGGCCAAGGAAAAUGCGGUGUGGCUGUGAUCCGGACCAGCGGUCCGGCUAGCCGCUUGGCUUUGCUGCGCCUUACAGGAGCAAAGGAACUCCCACCUCCAAGGACUGCCGCUUUGCGCAGGAUCCGUGGCCCACAGUCUGCUGAAACCCUGGAUCAUAGCCUUGUCAUCUGGUUUCCAGGGCCAGGGAGUUUCACGGGUGAGGACAGUGCCGAAUUCCAUGUCCACGGGGGACCAGCAGUGAUAACCGGUGUCUUGCAUGCUUUGGGGGCUCUUCCUCGCCUGCGUUUUGCCGAGCCUGGGGAGUUUACUAGACGGGCCUUCCAGAACGGCAAGCUGGACCUCACGGCAGCAGAAGGCCUGGGGGACCUAAUCCACGCAGAAACCGAAGGGCAGCGUCGGCAGGCCCUGCGCCAGAUGGACGGGGACCUGGGGCGGCUUUAUCAGCGCUGGAGUGACACCCUCACGAAGACCCUUGCCCAUGUGGAGGCUUACAUUGACUUCAGUGAAGAUGACAACAUCGAGGAGGGGGUCCUUUCCCAAGCGGAAGAUGCCGUGGAGAUCUUGGAGAAGGAGCUGCGUGCCCACCUGCAAGACAGCCGGCGUGGCGAAAGGCUGCGAGAGGGAGUCCAUGUUGUGAUUGCAGGACCCACCAACGCUGGGAAGAGCAGCCUUCUCAACCACUUGUCUCUCCAAGGACUUGGGCAGAGAAAGGCUUGGCUCGAGAUCCUUUCACUGGAGAUACUGGAUGUUUUGCAUGCGCUUUGGGGCCAGAAGCCAGCAGCCAUUGUUUCCCCUGUGGCAGGGACCACGCGGGACGUGGUAGAGGCAGCGCUGGACAUUGGCGGCUUCCCCGUGGUGCUGAGCGAUACGGCAGGGCUGCGGGACACCAGUGAUAUCGUGGAGAUGGAAGGAGUGACCCGGGCCCGCCAGAGGGUGCGUGGCGCUGACCUUGUCCUGGUUGUCCUGGAUGCGGCCGAAUUGGCCCGGCAACCCAGCCGACUGACCCUCGCCUUGCUGGAUAUCCUGCCGCCUGACGAGCCAGAGGGCUCCCGCCUGUGUCUUCUGGUGCUGAACAAGUCUGACCUCCUCGGGGAACAGGGCCGAGCAGAUCUCCUGGGCGUCUGUGCCAAACCGGGGCUCCCUCCUGCCUGCUUACUCUCCUGUAGAACAGGCGAAGGGAUCCCAGCCUUCCUGAGCGUGCUGAGGGGGCAGCUCUCCCACAUGUGCGGUGACCCCCUGACAGGCUCCCCCACCCCCACACAGGCCCGUCACCGGCUCAGCCUGACCAAAUGCCUGGAGGCCCUGGGACGCUUUGGCCAGUAUCGGGACGAGGAUCUGGCCCUGGCGGCUGAAGAGCUGAGACAGGCCCGGCGGCAGCUCGGGCAGCUCACAGGGCAGGUGGGUGCCGAAGAGAUCCUGGAGCUCAUUUUCAGGGACUUCUGCAUUGGAAAGUGAGCCGAGGCAAGAGCGGCCAGGUGGUGGCUGAGUGUGGCUCUGAAGCUGUCGUCUUUGGGGCCAUUGGGUGGACUUCCCAGUUUUCUGGAGCACCCAGGCAAGAGAAUACAGAACUCUACUUGUUGGGGGAUGGGAUGCUGCCCGCACGGGAAGGGUUUUGUAGAAGGCCAGCAGAAAUAUUAGGUUAGUCACACACACACACGCACACGCGCGUGCACGCACACACGGAAAACAGUCCCCUGCCCAGCCAAUAUCACAAACUUAGCUACAACAAACUGAUGUCCAGACAGUAACUUUUCAAGCUCAAGUUGUGUAGAGAAAAUUGGAAGAACCCUGAUUGGCUCUCCAAAAGAGCAGGCCUUGGUUUCAUGAUCUGAACAAUAAAGAAGCAUGGGCAACCGGAUCGCGGCGAAAAUGUGUUUGCUUCGGGUUGCAAACGAAGUGGGGCCUUUGACGAGAAGCAGGAAACGGUGGAGAAAAGGGCGUCCCAAGUGCUCCUAAGGGUUUGGAGAAACCUCUCUUACAAUCAGAGGCAAAAAAUAUUUGGAGUUUUUAGUUUAGACUAAAAGGCUGCUGAAAAUAAGGCCUGGCUUGCUGGUAUAUUUUUGUAAAAAUUGUUUUGUUUUAGUGUAGUAAUUUUCCUUGUUCUUGGAAAACAAAAACCUGUGUUAAUACAUUUUGUGUUUUGUUUUUAAAAGUGAAGGAAAGGAGGCAGGGAGUCCCCCCCCCCCCCAUGACACAAGAACUUAGGCAAAAGUUUUGCACUGGCCGGCAUGUAGAUUCAGAAUUGGUCUACCUCCAAAUACCAGCUCUUGGGAACAGUUCUUAGGCGAGGGCUGCUUAGGGGCUUCCCGGAGGCUUCUGGCCCAAACAAGAUUCUGUGCUAAAUGGCCCUGAUCUAUCAGAGCUCCUCUGCUGUUAGCUACAUCCCCUCCUAUUGUGGCAUUAUAGGAAGUGGGGAGAGAGUGUGGAGUCCUCCGGGGCUUUCCGCAGUGAUUUCAGAGCUGCCUUGUCCACUGAUUCCCACCUCGCCAGUCUGGGAGGCCCCAGACAGAUUCCCCCUCCUUUAUUUUUCCUCCACAGCCUGUCUGUGCAACAGAUCCCAGCUUGCAAUAGGAGCAAACAAAGCAUUUCCUGGACCCCAGGAGCCAAGGGGGAAAUUGAGGCAGGAAGUGUGUCUCUGGAGCUUUGCAGGCGGCUCUGGGCCCAUCCAGCAGCUCAAAGACUGAGCAGAGAAGCUGGCACUCCCUUGGGUGGGGCCGGAAAAGACCUCCAGAAGCAGCAGAGGCUAGGCUGCCUGUCCUGGUCCUCCCAAACCGACGGCCUUCCCUGUUAAGGCAGGAUUCAUAAGGACUUGGGUCUCCUUUUCUCAGAGGGGUCAUUUCAUAGUCAUAUUCUCAUAGCAGGAAUCUCGUGAGGCAGGAUGAAGUGACAGGUUUCAGAAUACCAGUAAAAUCUUAAUAAAUUUAGUGUGUCUCUUUUUUAAAAAAAACACAGAUUGGAGGGGGAGCAUUUUAAUUCACCACGUAAUUACAUUAUUGGCAAGCCACUUCUCAAAUUUUAAAGGACAAAGCAGUUUGAAGUGUUAAAAAGACAGCCCUCCAACUUUUACAUGGUCAUUUUCUAGCCCCCUUCCCCCAAAAUACCCAAGUCGUCUUUCUCUCUCAAUUUCUCCCUCCCUCCAUACUUAAUAAUAUUUGUGUACUGAUGUUUUUCUGAUCGUGCAUACUACUACAAUAAAUAUUUCUAUUCCGCUUUUCACCAAAA
Messenger RNA from Hemicordylus capensis (graceful crag lizard), 3489 nucleotides. RefSeq names its product GTP binding protein 3, mitochondrial (gene GTPBP3). NCBI's taxonomy places the organism in Eukaryota, Metazoa, Chordata, Lepidosauria, Squamata, Cordylidae. Gene Ontology annotation, molecular function: protein binding; GTPase activity; GTP binding. The transcript is spliced from 10 exons. Gene Ontology annotation, cellular component: cytoplasm; mitochondrion. The coding region runs from base 187 to 1722 and encodes 511 amino acids. Gene Ontology annotation, biological process: tRNA methylation; tRNA wobble uridine modification. The record is from RefSeq and is a predicted model, not a curated record.